Molecule: messenger RNA, 2455 nt
Organism: Acanthaster planci (crown-of-thorns starfish)
Lineage: Eukaryota; Metazoa; Echinodermata; Asteroidea; Valvatida; Acanthasteridae
Product: insulin-like growth factor-binding protein 7
Biological process (GO): regulation of cell growth; regulation of signal transduction
Cellular component (GO): extracellular region
Molecular function (GO): insulin-like growth factor binding
Source: RefSeq, a predicted model, not a curated record
GCUCAUCUUGUUCUAGACUAGACUAAGAACUGUGCAACUGGUCCUUGUGACAGAACCCAACUUUAAACAAUGCAGUUGUGCACAAUAAGUUUCUUUCGUAGCUGCUGCACUCUCGUUUAAGGUCUUCGUCUAAUAGAUAUCUAUAAAACCAGAAGUUUGACAGGAGACCAAGUUUCUCCACAUUACAUGGACACCAUGUUCUUUCUUCAUGCCUUUCUACUUGCCCUUGUGGGUCUUUCUCUCGCUCAAAAGAACACGGACAGCAGCGAUCAAGAAUGCGGUCCGUGUGACAAGUCAGCGUGUCCCAGCGAUCUGUCUUGCCGUGCUGAGACCGUUCCUGACCGGUGCUCUUGCUGCCAGGUCUGCUCUAAGGUUCUCGGAGAACGGUGCGGUGGGCCGGCAAACGCGGACGGGCGGUGCGCCGACGACUACAUAUGCGCCGGAAAAUCGGUCUAUGAGCCGGUCCAAGACGAAGAGAUUGGGCAGUGUGUCUGUACGGCACUUGAUCGAGUUUGUGGCACCGAUGGCGUGGUUUAUGACAACAAAUGCAAACUGAAAAUGGCCAGUUAUGAGAGUGUUCAGAACGGACAGCCAGCCAUUGAAGUCGACGAAACUGAUCAGUUGUGUUCUACAGUUCCUGUCAUCACAGAGCCACCCAAGAAUUCUAUCCUUCAAGUGGGCUCCCAGUCCGAACUCAGCUGUGAGGCUUAUGGCCGGCCCAUUCCUGACAUCAUCUGGAUGAAGGAUGGAGAGGUGUUGCCUGGUAACCACCUCAACAUAGCAACCCGCAAGAGGAAUGGCCCAGUGAAGUUUGCCAUGACAAGCUGGGUUUUGAUCAAUGUAUCACCUGAUGAUGGGGGAUUAUAUACCUGCAUGGCCAGCAACAGCCAAGGAGAAACAGAAUCCUUGGCAACGGUUGUCAUAGGUCAGAAGAUUGCAGAUGAUGUUGAUACUAAUCAAGUUCCCAUCGAAUUGUAGAUUAAAAAUGAUGUGUUCUAAGUCUAGUUGGGAGAAGAAGACAGCUAGCUAACAGCUAACAUGCAGACUGCUCAUGGUGCUAUCCUGCCAACAGAGGGGGCUAUUUAAGUAAGCCUAGUAUUUAAUCAGUCAAAUUUUUAUAAUUCAAUAUUAUGCAUGUUAAUUAAUUAUUUAUAGUUCCAGGGAUGGAUGUACAGGUUGUCAAAAACAGGAUCGUUUGACAGGAAAUACAUUGUGUGAUUUGGUGACAAGUGUUGGCCACAAGAAAGGAUGUUUCAAUUAAAAUUGGAUUAUUUAAUGGCAGUUUCAUCGGAAGUGAACAUAUGUCGCCCUUGAUAAGUCUCUACCAGCAAGAGUGGCUCAUUUUGCUAUAGAUUCUUCAUACUUUUUAAUUAAUGUAGUUCAAAGUGUCCACAACUUUCCAACUAAACUUUUAGACAGCAGGCUAAUUUGCUGGUAUCAAUGUACAUCAAAGAAUAACCAAUUCAAUAUAUUUUGUAAACUUUCAGAUUUGUUUUUUAGUUUGUAGUGACUUUUUAAUUGGGAGUGUAAUAUCAAGAGCAUAUAUCUCAUAAAAAAGGGGCCACCUUAUUGAGUAGAGUGCUUAAAUUCCAUUUUUUUAAUUGUUACCUGGGUGCAUUAUGUACUUACCAUAAAAAAUGUAGGGAAAAGAUCUUUCAGUUUUUUACCAGAGUUGUAGGUACCUUGCAAUAUUUUUAAAAUUAUAAGGAUAGAAUUUUUCUAGUUUCGCAUGGAAGAAAAAAAAUUAAAUGAUCUAGCAUUCAUGAGAAAACUGAUCAUUCAAACGUGGAGUUAGUAUCUCCUUUUCACUUGAACUAUGCAAAAAUGUUGUAGAUUUAGAAAGGACAACAGUUAAUUUAAAGUCCAGACGUUUGUAGUGUAUUUAAUUUUUCCUUCCUCAUCCAACCGUGCCUUCACUACAUGGGUAUAUUUUUUUAUCAGAACUUUGUUUAAAUCUGACAAAACAUCCCAUUUUAGUACUUGGUCUUUGAGGUAGCUAGCUUCACACAUCAUAAUUGAAACUUUUUUAGUAAGUUAUUGGAUCAACAGAUUCUUUCAGUCCUGUCAUUCUUUCAUUAAAAAUCAACUUUUCAGUUUCUGUUGCCGCCUUUCAUAAUUUUUUCAGAUCGUCUUUUCCAGUAACAACAGUCAUAAUUAUGCAUUGAUAAAUUAAUGUGUAUUUUUUUGUUAUAAAAUGUAAACAUAUGCUGCAUUUGUCCUUUGACCGAGUUGAAGUUAAAGGCAACCAAAAUCCUGUCUUCCAUUGACACCGUAGAGUAUUGCUUUUCACACAUAGCUUUUGGUUCUCUUUGAGUCAUAACAAUUGUGUGUUGAAGUAUUGGUAUUUUACGGUGUGUAAACAAGUAGAUGAUUAACUUGUAUUUUAACUUAAAGUUAACAAUAAAUAAAUAAAUCCAAUACAUAAUGGAUUUCUUUUCUGCGGAAAAGAUUCGUA